Aphanomyces astaci is the source of this 1469-nucleotide messenger RNA. RefSeq lists its product as hypothetical. Gene Ontology annotation, cellular component: plasma membrane. Gene Ontology annotation, molecular function: nucleoside transmembrane transporter activity. Bases 140 to 1351 code for a protein of 403 amino acids. The transcript has a single exon. Gene Ontology annotation, biological process: nucleoside transmembrane transport. The record is from RefSeq and is a predicted model, not a curated record. Lineage: Eukaryota; Oomycota; Saprolegniomycetes; Saprolegniales; Verrucalvaceae.
CGGCGCACCAGUCCACAUCCAUACAGCGAUUCUUGUCAAAAAUGUGCGGAACGGAUGCUGUCUACUACUGCUGACCCGUUGAGAUUCCGCAAUCCUGUCCAGAAUCUUGUCGAUCUCCAGUAUUAAAACGACGACCACCAUGGGCAGCGAACAUGACGCGUGCCUCCCGAAGGUCUACUUCUCUAACAACCAGCCAAUCACCGCCGCUGACACGGCCAGAGCGAAUCGCUUAUUUGCAGUGGUCGGGUUUUCGUACAUCAUUGCCCUGGAUGCGCUGCUGCAACCCGUGGAUUACUGGCGGCUGCUGUUUCCCACGUUCAACGCCGAGUUUGAAAUCUCUUGGGUGUACACCGGCACCUGCGUCGGCACCCUUCUGGUUCUCUUGCUGCAGCAUGGCACACCCGUGCUAGAUCAACGCAUCCGACGGGGCUUCAUGGUGCUGCUCCUGUUCAUGUCAAUGCUGCCGUUGUCGCAUUUUGUACUUAGCACGACAACGCAGCAUCUUGUGAUGGUGCUGGCUUCCGCGGCGGCACUUGGUGCAUCCAUUGCCGCGAUCGACAGCAGCGUGUUUGCACUAGCAUCGUUGUUUUCAAGUACCGGGCAAACCGUGGAGCAUGUUCAACUCGGCCUAGGCGUGGCGCUGCUGGUGUCGGCUUUGUAUCGAGUCGCGUCCAAAGCGUGCUUUGAGUCGGACAUGGUGGUCGCGGCGUCGAUGGUGUACUUUGGUGUUGCGUUUGGAACGAUUGCGAUGGGACUCGUGGCAUUUUCGAUCCUCGUGCGACUGCCGAUGGCCCAGCAACGACUUCACGAACGCGCCAAGGGUCAAACCAUGAACGUUUCGAUCUGGCGAAAGAUUUGGCCACACGAGGCCAUGGUAGCGUUGACGUACUUGACGACGUUCUCUGUAUACCCCGGUGUAAUCACGUCGAUCCCAUGCUUCCACGACGAAAGCGGGUGGUGGAAUGCUACGGGAUGGUGGCCGUUGGUGUUGAUGACAAGUUAUGCCGUGUGCGAGCCGUUGGGUCGAUACUGUGUUCGAUGGCGAUGUGGCUUUACGCACAAGACAGUGUGGAAGCUCGUCGUGCCUCGCGUCGUGCUCGUGCUCCUUAUCGUGUGCUGUGCUGAAGGCAGCCUUUGGUUCACCCAAUACGAUGUGUUUUCGUUGGGAGUGGUCAUGGCGCUGGGAUUCACGAAUGGGUUUGUGGGCACGUUGGCCUUGGUCGUGGUCAACGAUGUCGUGGACGACCACGAACGGACGUUCACUGGCAUGUGUGCGACGCUGACCAUCAACACAGGGAUCUUUGUCGGGACGACCGUUGGCCUCGCCUUGGCGAGCUGGUUGAAUUUGUAACGUUAUCGCGUGCUCGAUUGAAAUGUAUAGAGAAUAUACAACACACAGAAGUAACCUCUAAAAAUUACAGUAUUUGUCGAUUCGAAAUUGGAGUAAAUCGGCAGACAAUCGAUCGACC